Messenger RNA from Protopolystoma xenopodis, 291 nucleotides. NCBI's taxonomy places the organism in Eukaryota, Metazoa, Platyhelminthes, Monogenea, Polystomatidea, Polystomatidae. The record is from the annotation of a GenBank genome assembly.
AUGGGUCCUCGUGUAUUCGGGACUGAAUGGGAAGACGAGGGGGGACUGGCAGCCGGCCCGGUGGUCUCUAUCUCAUGCGGCAUCUACGCGUGCCUGUAUGCACAUGGAACUAGGGCCCAGACCGUUGGCCGGAUCGCCUGGCCGCAUGCUUCCUGUCUGUCGUCUUCGUUGCAUGCAGUUCAAGGCCGUCGGACCGAGGAGGAGCCCAAGAAGUCCGAUUCUCAAGUUACGAAAUCGCGACUGCCCAGCCAGGCAGCAGAGCCCCGGGAUGCAUUCAAGCCUGCUGAAUGA